Molecule: messenger RNA, 3260 nt
Organism: Chara braunii
Lineage: Eukaryota; Viridiplantae; Streptophyta; Charophyceae; Charales; Characeae
Source: the annotation of a GenBank genome assembly
AGGUGAGCACAAAAUUAUUUAAUUUAAGAGAAGGGGGCGAGCUCUGAGAAUGAAUGGGGAGGGUGCAGCAGAGGGAGGGAGAGAGAGGAGAUCUCCCCCUCCUCGACCGUCGGAAACAAAUUUUUGGACCAUGGAGGAUAGAACAAGACAAUCGAUUGGUCAAUGCUAUGACGAGGGGGUGGUCCAUUUAGUAGAUAACGUGGGAGAGGUAGUGAUCGAUGAGAGAGGGAAGCGCUUCAAAGUAAACGAGUCCUUCGAUGCGAUCAAGGAGCGAUGGUUGAAGGAGCGAACGGUCAUCUUUAUUUUCCAGGAUGUUGCCCGAGAUCUUAACAGAAGUGUUAAAGAAGAUCUAAUUAGGGCGCAUGAAGAUGGUUGGAUGGCCAGACGUCUGUUCGAUCCGAGUGUGAGAAGGGGUAGAGUCAAAUUUGAAAGCCCGAACGUGGUCUCUUACGUGGCAAAAGCAGUGGAAGUGGCUAAUUGGCUAAUCCAGAAGAGGACGAUCAAGUUGAAUUUGAGGGGAGUGGAGUAUUCGGUGCUGGUAAAACCAUGGAUGACGAAGCUGGAGUUCCUCUGGACGCUAUGUGGCGACUUCAUUCACCCACGCGUGGUGAAGGAAGCCCGCUUACCCACGACAGGGUCUCCGACUCCAAUCUCCGUUACCCUAGGGGAUGACAAGACCCAGCGCUUCUUCGAUCAGACGGUCAUCGACCUCCCCUUCUUCCUCACUCUCGAGCCGACUGAUCGCUCCCCGGCGUCUCGUCGCCACCGCUCCUCUGCACAUUUCGAUGUGAUGGAGACGGGGUACGACUUCAUUCUCGGCACUCCGUGGUCUCGUCGGUUCCGCAGCACCGAGGCCGAUUGGGCGACCAACACUCUCGUUCUCAAAACGAAGUGUGGACAAACGUAUUGCAUACCUUUCAUAGGUACCACGGCGACACCACGCCCCGAUCCUCCUCCCCCGGAGCCUUCAGUGCCCACAUCAUCUCCCUCUAUCACGGUCACCUCGCCUCGGCAGUUCGCUCACUUCAUUCGACAGGACAACGUCACCUUCUUUAUGGUGGAUGUGACGGAUCUCUUACAAUAUGAUCCACCCUGUCCCGACGCCGAGCUCAUCCCUCUGGAGCCAAAUCCUCCCUCUAUCUCCAUGGCUCCCAUCUCUACUUCCGUCCCUCCGCCGCCCGUCGAGUCCACCACGCCGUCGCGCGCUGACGCUGACGCUGACGCUGAGGAACUUGCACGAUAUACGGCUGACUUGGAGCCCGCAGUUCGUGACCUCAUUCGAGAGUACCACGACGUUUUUCCAUUGUCGUUCUCGUACGCCGGCAUCCCACCGAUGCGUGACGUCGAGCACUCCAUUCAGCUUGUGCCUGACUAUUGUCGGACGAAACUCUCCGUCUCUGCAUCGACUAUCGCGGUCUCAACCGCUACACGGUUAAGAGCAGCUANACCCGUCCUCUUUGCUCGCAAAGCGGACGAAACUCUCCGUCUCUGCAUCGACUAUCGCGGUCUCAACCGCUACACGGUUAAGAGCAGCUACCCCAUGCCUCGUUCCGAUGAGCUGUUCGACCGCCUAGCAGGCAACCGCUUCUUUACGAAGAUUGAUCUUCGUAGCGGUUACCAUCAGAUCCGCGUCGCUGCAGCCGACCAGCCGAAGACCGCGUUCCAAUCGCGAUUCGGCCACUACGAGUUCACGGUGAUGCUAUCUGGCCUCACUAAUGUUCCCGCUACCUUUCAGAGGGCGAUAAACGACAUCUUCAGGGACAUCCUGGAGCAGUACGUUCUCGUCUACCUCGACGAUAUCAUGGUCUACAGUCGUACCCUUGAGGAGCACCUCAGACACCUCCGAGACGUCCUUGACCGCUUGCGCAGACAUGGCUUCUACGCCAAGCUGAGCAAGUGCCGCUUUGCCCAGCACAAAGUGAAUUUCUUAGGACACUACAUGUCUGACCAGGGUCUCCACAUGGACGACGCGAAGAUCACUGCUAUUGCGGAGUGGCCCGCCCCCACAUCCGCCAAGCAGCUUCGCAGCUUCCUAGGCCUGACCAGCUAUUAUAGUAACUUCAUCCGGGGAUACGCUAGGUAUUCCUACGUCCUUACCUCCACCCUCCUCCGGAAGAACCCACCUUGGGCUUGGACACCCCUCCACGAGGACGUCUUCCGCGCCCUCAAGAAGGCGGUGACAUGCGCACCGGUUCUUCACCUACCUGAUUUUGAUCGCCCUUUUAUCCUUACCACCGAUGCGUCUGACUUUGUUGUAGGAGCAGUGCUUUCUCAGAUAUUCCCCUCCUCUCCCGAUUCCUCUCAUCCACGUAUCCCUCGUUUCCCACCACCUACCCCUACCACUGCUUCCCGACUGACGCCUACUCGUCCAGCUACUGACGAGCCUCCUAUUGACUAUUCUCCUACCAUCGUCGAGGACGGCACUGUCGAGACUCGCUCAGGUGAUUGUCCGAUAGCCUUCUACUCCCGUCAGCUCCUGCCCGCCGAGAUAAACUACACUGCUGAUGAACGUGAGGUUCUCGCAGUAGUUUAUGCCGGUCGGCACUGGCGUCACUACCUGCACGGGGCACCAUUCACGGUGCGCACGGACAACUCUGUUGUCCAGGCUUUUCUGACUAAGCCAAAACUCACUCCUCGACAAGCUCACUGGUGGCGCUACCUAUCCGAGAUUAGUUUCACCACUGAGCACAUCAAGGGUGAGACUAAUCAAGUCGCAGAUGCCCUAUCCCGGCGCCCUGACCACGACCAGGAGCACAUCCAGCUCUCUUCCAUGUCGGUCACCACCGUCCACCACUCGGUGAUCGACGAGUUUCGCACUCAGUACUGCCACUGCCCCGACUAUCAUGACAUCCACGCGACCCUUCAGAGUGGCAAGACCGUCCUGAACUACUCUCUCGGGGACAACGGUCUUGUGUACUGGCACGGUUCACAGGGCACCAGAGAGCCCCGUAUUUCCGUUCCCUCCACUGGACAGCUACGUGUCCAAGCAGUACCAGAGUUCCAUGACCAGGCAGCCGCCGGUCAUAUGGGCUUCCACAAGACGUUGGCUCGUGUGAGCCGCCUGUACGUCUGGCCGAAGCGCAAGGACUUUGUGAAGGACUACGUCGCUGAGUGUCCCACCUGUCAGAAGGUGAACAGUGCGAACCACCUGCCUUAUGGUUUGCUCCAGCCUCUUCCUAUCCCUUAGGGUCGUUGGCAGUCCAUCUCGAUGGACUUUAUCGGUCCUCUUCGUUCUCCGACCCCUCGCGGUCAUGAUGCUA